UGCUACAACCUUCACAUAUAUUUAGGAAGCAUCAUUUGUUUUACUCUAUUUCAUGGAAAUAUUAUAUUCCAGUCUUAUAAUCUGAUAAUAUAUCUCUAGAAGGGUCAGUUUCUUAUCAGCAUAUAUAGAUCUUAUUCACUCAUAUAGUGAUAUCUUGCUUUUUGCAUCAAGAUUUCAGCUUUCUUCUGAUUCUUGAGACAAGUUUGAUUCUUUAUAUUUCUUGGGAGAUAUUUCUAUUUUUGUACCUUUUUAGGAAAUCCUUAAUUAGCUAACAACUUUGGGUUUUUGGGAUAUCUUACUUUCUGUAUCAAGAUUUCAGCUUUCUUCUGAUUCCCAUUUAUCCUAUCUUUGAUUGUCCUUUAAUUUCCUUUUAAAUUUCUAGCUUGAGCCCUUUUGUUUGUCUAUCCAAUUCACCCUAAAAAGUGGGGUUGGAGUUAAAGAAAAAAUUGAUUCUUUAGAUGUUGUGUGGGUUUAACUAUAUGGGAGACUGUGAAGCUACUCUUCCUGUAAUGGAGGAUGAGGAAAAGCUGAUUGCAGCUGCACAGCAGAUUGUGAAAGCAUUGGAAAAGAAACAGAAUUUAACACAUGAUGCAAGAAAAAUUCUGGCUGAUUUAGGCUCUCAGUUGUCUUCCAUAACCAAAUUGAGUGAAAACAAACAUGAAAAAUUAUUUGGUGAAACUGAAGACACUGUAGAGAAGUUCAGUGAACUUGAGGAGCAGCUUAACAUUGUGCAGAAUAAGGUGAUGAGCUGGGAAGUGGAUCAAUCUGUUAUAUGGGAUUGUGGUCCUGAAUAUGCAGAUGAUUAUUUGAGGUCUGUGGAUGAAGCUCGAAAACUGAUUGAACGGUUAGAGAGUUUGAAUGUGGAUAAAGAUAGUAAAGAGGAUGAGCUUUUGUGCAGGGCUCAUGAGGUUAUGCAAAUAGCGAUGAAUCGGCUUGAGGAGGAGUUUAGGCAUUUGCUUGUUCAUAACAAGCAGCCUUUUGAGCCUGAGCACUUGUCUUUUCGUUCAAGCGAAGAUGAUGAGGGUUCUAUUGUUUCAUUUGGAGAUGACUCAGUAGAGGAUGUGGUUCAAAGAGAUAGCAUGAGUAGGCGCUCAGAGGAAUACGUAGUUGAACUUGUGCAUCCGGAUGUGAUUCCUGACCUAAGGUGCAUUGCCAAUUUGAUGUUCAAUUCAAAUUAUGGUAGAGAAUGUUCUCAAACAUUUAUCAGUGUUAGAAAAGAUGCAUUGGAUGAUUUUUUAUUCAUUCUUGAAGUUAAGAAGUUGAGUAUUGAGAAUGUGAUGAAGAUGGAAUGGAACUCAUUGAACUCCAAAAUCAGGAGGUGGAUACGGUGUAUGAAGAUCUUUGUUUGCGUUUAUCUAGCGAGUGAAAAAUGGUUAAGUGAUCAGAUUUUUGGUGAUCUUGAUUCAGUUAGUUCGGUUUGCUUUGCUGAAUCUUCAAAAGCUUCAAUACUGCAUCUACUGAAAUUUGCUGAAGCAGUGGCUAUUGGAUCUCAUCAACCGGAGAAGUUGAUUCGGAUUCUUGACAUGUAUGAGGUGCUUUCAGAUCUUAUCCCAGAUAUUGAUGCUAUGUACUCUGAUGAUGCUGGAUUAUGUGUUAGAACCAAGUGCCAAGACAUCCUCGAAAGCUUGGCCGAUUGUGCAAGAACAACAUUUCUUGAAUUUGAGAAUGCUGUUGCAUCCAGCAUAUCGACGAAUCCUUUUCCUGGUGGUGGAAUACAUCCUCUCACAAGAUACGUUAUGAACUACAUGAAAACUCUUACAGAUUAUAGCAAGAUCCUUAACGAGCUUCUGAAGGACAACGAGCAAGAAGAUUUGGUGGCGAUUUCACCAGAAAUGACACCGGAUAGGGAAGAGGACAACAGUAACACAAGUUGCUACAUUUCUCCACUGGCUCAACAUUUUCGAACCUUCACUUCAAUGUUGGAAUGCAACCUAGACGAUAAGUCCAAGUUGUACAAGGAUGAAUCAUUAGGCCACCUUUUCUUGAUGAAUAAUAUUCAUUACAUGGCUGAAAAGGUGAAGAAUUCUAAUGAUCUAAGAACAAUACUAGGCGAUGAUUGGAUUCGCAAACACAAUUGGAGAUUCCAACAACAUGCAAUGAACUACGAGAGGGCUACUUGGAGCUCCAUCCUUUCGUUACUUAGGGACGAGGGGCUUCAGAAUCCAGGCUCAAAUUCUAUCUCUAAAACUCUACUCAAAGAGAGACUGCACAGCUUUUAUCUUGCAUUUGAUGAAGCUUACAAGAGCCAAACAGGUUGGUCAAUACCUGAUUGCCAACUUCGUGAAGAUCUUCGAAUCUCAAUAUCUCUCAAAGUUAUUCAAGCAUACAGAACAUUUAUCGGAAGGCACACUAACCAUAUUAGUGACAAAUACAUUAAGUACAGUGCCGAUGACUUGGAGAAUUUCUUGUUGGAUCUCUUUGAGGGAUCUCCAAGAUCAUUACAUGGUUCUCACAGGAAGUGAGCUUAAUGUAUCAAGGGAUUUCUGUCAAAAUGAGAUCAAGAUUUUUUCAUUCUCAAUUUGUUAUUUAGAUUGUAAAUGAUGUCCAUUUUAUAAUAGGUUGAUUGUUUCACUUUUGUAUUUUCCCAAAGUGAACGAGUUAUUUCCCUAUUGUAUUUAUUAACUUUUUUGACAUCAAAAUUUGGUUUUUCAGAUUGAAUGACAUGUAAAUUAUCUCAA
Messenger RNA from Nicotiana tabacum (common tobacco), 2678 nucleotides. RefSeq names its product exocyst complex component EXO70E2-like. Gene Ontology annotation, biological process: exocytosis. Gene Ontology annotation, molecular function: phosphatidylinositol-4,5-bisphosphate binding. Lineage: Eukaryota; Viridiplantae; Streptophyta; Magnoliopsida; Solanales; Solanaceae. Gene Ontology annotation, cellular component: exocyst. The record is from RefSeq and is a predicted model, not a curated record.